Trifolium pratense (red clover) is the source of this 1438-nucleotide messenger RNA. RefSeq lists its product as uncharacterized. The record is from RefSeq and is a predicted model, not a curated record. NCBI's taxonomy places the organism in Eukaryota, Viridiplantae, Streptophyta, Magnoliopsida, Fabales, Fabaceae. The transcript has 7 exons. Bases 127 to 1413 code for a protein of 428 amino acids.
UGGCACAUCCUCUUUUGAAUUUCCCCCAAAAAUUCUCUUCCUUAGUAUCACUGUCACAGCCAUUUUCACAAGCACCACCGACCCAGUUAAUCCGACUCAUUGCAUUGCUAGUAGCGACAACAGAAGAUGGCUUCAUUAUUCGGUUGGUACGGUCCUCUCAUAGAUCUCUCCACAGCCACUCGUCACAUCGGUGAAUUCGUUCAACUUCUCGUUUUCGUUCACCGCUGCUUCCCCGUUCAGUACAAAUCGUCCAAAAGCGGAAGAGACCUAACUCGAACCGACAUUCAAGUCGGCGAUGAUACGACGCCGUAUUUUGGUGUAUCUCUUUGGCAGUCUCAAAUGGGGUCCAUGGUUUCAGCAGGAGAUGUAGUUUUGUUACAGAAUUUUAUGAUUACUAAAUACGGUGAUGCUGUUGAGGCUAAAACUGUCCAGUGGUCUUCUUUGCUUUGCUUGGUUCAUCCUCUCCAGUCACUUAUUUCAAAUGAUGUUGAGGAGUUGAUAGUGGGUUGUCGUAUUGGGAUAACGACGAAGGAGAAGCUAAGAAGGGUCAUAAAAUGGGUGCGGCAGUCUCGGCCUACCAUUUGCAACAUCAACUUGCACUCUACUAAACAAAAUGAGUACCGUCCUAGAAACUGGACAGUUCAUGAAGAGAGAGAGCCUCAGGACUGCUGUUCACUUAUGGAAGUUUCUCACCUAACAACAUCGUGCAAUACUACUGUCCUUGCAUCGAUUUGUGAAAUUGUUCCAUUACGUAAUGCAAGGACUCCUGGUGAUACUGUGAAAGAGAAUAUUUUCCUUAGUAGAAGAGUUUGCAAAACUGAGGGUAAUAAUAACUUGGUGGAAGAUCUCUUAUGCACUGGCUGCCAGCUAUGUGGUUCACCUCUAGAUUCAGAAUCUGAGCAAAAUGCUUUUCCACUUGCUUGUUUGAAAAGUUCAAGCCGCCUUCAUGCAGUAUGCUCGAUAUAUAGGCCUUUCAUGCUAUAUGUGUGGGACGAAUCAUAUUUCAUGCCAGUUCUUGUCAAGAACAAGGCCGCAGAAAUUUUAUUUGGAAACAUGAAGGCCGAAAAUGUCUAUUCGAGUUAUAGAGAACAAAUGCUUAACCGAAUUCCUGGUCCCAAAAAUAAAGGCAAGGAUACAGUUGCCGAUGGGAGACUUUCUAAUGACCCGAUACUUUCUCAGGAAGGACUUCAGAGUGCCAGUACAUUAGAGGAGGAGGAUAAGAGCUUGCAAUUGGAGGAAAAGCAACUUUGUACUAAACCAUUCAACUUUUACCAUGUCUGGUUAAUUUUUGUGAAAUUGUUGCUGAAACAAGGAAAUAACAGUCCUCUAAAAUUUGAGAUAAUUGUUAAUCCCAACAUAAAUGUUGAAAAUGGAAAAUUUGAAAUGGUUUCUGCAACAUUGCCCUGUUUAUAAACCAAGUGAUUUCAGCUGUUAUGAA